This is a messenger RNA of Gossypium arboreum, 414 nucleotides long. RefSeq lists its product as uncharacterized. The transcript has a single exon. The record is from RefSeq and is a predicted model, not a curated record. NCBI's taxonomy places the organism in Eukaryota, Viridiplantae, Streptophyta, Magnoliopsida, Malvales, Malvaceae. The coding region runs from base 1 to 414 and encodes 137 amino acids.
AUGUAUGCUGUAUGUCGUCGUGAGGAUAGAGAUGCUCUGGACGUCAUCACGGGUACGUUUUUAAUCCUUACUGUAACUUAUGUUGCACUGAUAGACAUAGGCUCUACACAUUCCUACGUUGCAUGUUCUAUGUCUGAGACUUUUGGAAUACCGUAUGAGAGAAGUUCUAGUGAUAUUUUAGUGGUCAGUCUUUUGGGGCAGUCUAUUAGGGUUAGUAAACUGUUCAAGGACCUUCCGUUGGAAGUCCAAGAAGCGAUAUUUCUGGCUGAUCUGAUAGAACUUCUGUUUGGGGAGUUCGACUUGAUUUUGGGUAUAGACUGGCUGGUGAAGCAUCAUGUAAAUCUAGAUUAUGUUGAAAAGUGGGUGGUUCUGAGGACCGAUGAGGAUAAUGAGAUAGUUGUGGUUGGAGAAUGA